CGAUAACCACAUAUUAAUCCGCUCAAUGCAGUGCAUGAGACCAACAACAUCGUCCACUCGAUCUACACCAUGAUCAGCCGGCCCGUAUCUAGUUCCUAGCUGGCAGCUAUAUAGGCUACAUGGUCACGUGGUCUCAUGCUCGCCGGGGAUCAUGGCCAUUACACAAUGGCAAUUGUUCCUCCUUUUUUUUGCUUCCGCUAAUUGAAAUCUAUUACAUCAUAUCCUGAGGAGAGUCAGUCACCUAUUCAUAUUGGACACUUGACCUCGGUUGUUCGCUGUCGCUCGGUCACGCUCAAGGCAUCAUAUGGCAUGGAAGUCAGCGCCAUUCACAACCCUACUCGCCACAGGCGAUUCGGAUCAUUUGGCGAGAAGAUUGCUCGAGGGUUCAAAGGCAGUAGCAGCCACAAGAGACAGAGCUUGGAUGGUUCUCUAGCUGCUUUUCCAGCACCACCUGGGCGAAUCGUCUCUCCUCCUGGACGAGGAUUGCAGGACUUCAAAUGGGAUACGGAGAAGCCAUUGCCUCCGCCCCCACUGGAAGUCGCUGUCGAGCCGCUAGCGACCAGCCCGAGGACAUUACCGAAUAGCUCUCCUGCAGAGGAGAGGCAUGAUCAGUCCAAGACGGAUUCGAAGCCCCUACCGGUACCGGUAGAGGAUGCCGAAGAGCCCGAUGGCGGCGAGCCGAAGGCGACAGAGUCACCUAUCAUCCAUGGCUCGAAAGUGCCAAGCUCACAUGAUUCAGGAUUCAAGAGCACUGUUGCUGGACCUAGCUACUUUGACUUUUCAAGUCAGAUGCAAUCUUUGGGUCCGUCCGCUGGCGAGUCUUCAAGAAGUACCGACGUCCCAGAACCUCCCAAGCGACAGGAAUCGGAGCAUUCAGGCUCUUCCUUGAUUCUCACCUCGGAUACCCAUCUACCUUCGGAAGCCGAUUCAGCCAAGCCCCAAUAUCUCGAAGCGACGUUUCUGCUCAAUCAUCAAGUUCCCAUUCCACCCCCUUCUAUCCCACUUCCUACUGCUCCCAAGAUCUCUCCACCUGAUUUGGGGACGCCUUCAUUGGCAGCUAGAGACCUGGCGGAGAUACCAGACGAACCUGUACCCCUGAUGCACCAGCCAGAACCUGCGGCACUAGAUGAAAGUCCGACCAUUCCCUCGGAUCCUAUCGAGGCAGACCGGUCAAUCCCAUUUCAACAGCUACCAAACGCACCACAGGUAUCCGUGAAGGAUGCUUCAGCUCCUUCAUUCUUUGAGCCGGCGGCAAUUCUGGGUCAAUCGACGGGGCAUCGUGGGGAGACGGAUUCAUGAGACAGCUUCCGACAGCAAGGUCGAACGGAGCACGAACCACCAGGAAGUCUUUUGACAGGCUCGGUUCCCCUCUGCCCCAGGGCUCAGAGGAUUGAAGACUCAUAAGCUGUAUACGCAUAAUCAUACCGAUCAGUCAAUCCCCCAGCCCCAUCUACAACUAUCUACCGCAGGCUACGGUACCAUACAUGCAUUUUAAUCUUGGUCUAG
This is a messenger RNA of Kockovaella imperatae, 1506 nucleotides long. RefSeq lists its product as hypothetical. The transcript is spliced from 2 exons. NCBI's taxonomy places the organism in Eukaryota, Fungi, Basidiomycota, Tremellomycetes, Tremellales, Cuniculitremaceae. The record is from RefSeq and is a predicted model, not a curated record. Bases 310 to 1299 code for a protein of 329 amino acids.